UCCAGAAGUUCUUUAAGUCCGUUCGUUUCGGCGGCAGUUCGCACGAAUUUGGGCGUGGAAAUGGUUCGCCAGACAAGGUCGGAGUGGAAGGCUGGUUAUUUCAAAAAGCUAGCCAAGCAUCUCUCUGAAUUUGACAAGUGCUUUAUCGUCAAUGUCGACAAUGUGCGAUCAAAGCAGAUGCAGCAAAUUAGAUUAUCGUUACGUGGAAGCGCAGAGGUCGUCCUUGGCAAAAAUACCUUAAUGAGAAAAGUUAUUCAAAGUCAAAUCGAACGUAAUAGCACUUUGGAUAAGUUGUUACCACAUAUACGUGAGAACGUUGGAUUCGUCUUUACUAAUGGGGACUUGUGUGACAUUCGAGAAAAGAUAGAGAAUAAUCGCGUUGAGGCCCCAGCUAAAGCAGGAGCAAUCGCCCCAUGUGACGUCAUUGUACCUGCCCAAAACACCGGCUUGGGACCUGAAAAGACAGCAUUCUUUCAGGCUCUCAGUAUUCCUACGAAGAUCGCAAGAGGAGCUAUCGAAAUACUCAACGAUGUACACCUGGUGCAUAAGGAUACAAAAGUUGGUCCUAGUGAGGCUACUCUGUUGGGAAUGUUGAAGAUUCAUCCAUUUACUUAUGGACUGGUGAUAAAACAGGUAUUCGACCAAGGAUGUGUAUAUGAUCCUGCAGUUCUAGACAUCACCCCUGAGAUGAUCACUGAAAAAAUUGUCGCUGGUGUACAAAACAUAGCAUGCUUGAGUUUGGCUCUAGGUUACACUACCUUAGCCAGUAUUCCUCAUGUACUUGCAAAUGCUUUCAAGAAUAUGUUGGCCAUAGCCGUAAUGACGGAUUAUACGUUCAAAGAAGCUGAACAAGUAAGUGCGAUUGACAUGUUCUGCAAUUUGUUAGCUUGUUGACAUUCUCAAUACGUGAGGCGUGUUUAUUUCAUCUGAUGCCUGAUUUUGGUUCAUAUAUAUUAAAUCGAAACUAGCAUGUUUUAGACUGGAGAUGUCGUUUUCGGUUACGACUCUACAAUUCAUUAGUUCUAAAUCUGUCCAACGGAUCCCACUUAGCACCUGUGUAGAACUACAUAGCCUCGUCUCGUGAGUGUGACUUGUAGCUUGAUACAUGAAGCCUGUCCUAGUGAAUUCAGCGUAACCAGUCAUUUUCCAUGACUAUAAAGCAUUUUCCCUUAAGAUUUUAAUGUGAUGAGAACGAACUAAAGUGUAUUCGUUGUUAUUCGGUCUGCCACAGGAUCGUAACGUAGGACAUUUGCAUUAACCUUGCGAAACCUGGUUUUAUCAGACCUCGGGUGGGAAGUCGGCCGACAUUAAGGCUCGAAGCAGUUGUCCGCUGGGCUCUGCGGCCACGCAACGCUGUUUUUAAACGUUCCAAGAGAAUAAUGUAAAAAUCUUACAAGGUCCUGCAUUCAACUAAUCAGCAUUAUUUUCUUUUUUCAGAUCAAGGAAUAUAUUGCAGACCCUACGAAGUUUGCUGCCGCAGCUGCACCUGUCGCUGCGGCUGCCCCAACUGUAGCAGCGAAGGUUGAAGAAAAAGCCGCUCCUGUAGCCCAGUCCUCUGAAGAAAGCGAAGAUGAUUUAGGAUUCAGUUUGUUCGACUGAUCUAAUAAAUGACUUGAAAGUGGU
Messenger RNA from Trichobilharzia regenti, 1623 nucleotides. Lineage: Eukaryota; Metazoa; Platyhelminthes; Trematoda; Strigeidida; Schistosomatidae. The record is from the annotation of a GenBank genome assembly.